Messenger RNA from Neoarius graeffei (lesser salmon catfish), 5938 nucleotides. RefSeq names its product synaptonemal complex protein 2-like (gene sycp2l). The coding region runs from base 105 to 2411 and encodes 768 amino acids. NCBI's taxonomy places the organism in Eukaryota, Metazoa, Chordata, Actinopteri, Siluriformes, Ariidae. The transcript has 31 exons. The record is from RefSeq and is a predicted model, not a curated record.
AAACCAAAAAAAAAAAACUUCAAUAUAUCGUUGCUUUUGUAUUUGUACGUGAAAUGUUUAAUAGUAAUGUACAAUAAGUGGUAAAAUGAACUAAGGCUAACCUAAUGUCUUCUCUUUUGAAACCAUACAUGCUAAAUUGGUUUGAGAUGGUUUGUGAGCAUCUAAAGGUGCAACAGAAACCAAAUAAGGCUUCAAUGCGGCUCGUGGAAGUGUUCUGUGAAGUGUCAAUGAGAUUUUGCCAGAGCAACACCGAAGGCAGCAUUAAGAUUUUGGAGAUUCUUAUACUGAGGUUUGGCGCUGUUGUGAUUGACAAAGAUGCACAUUUCAAUCUUCGUCUAGAGGCCAUUAAGACAAUAAACUCGAUGCUGGACAAUGCUUCAAAAGAGACUCGUAAAAACAUAUGCCAGUCUGAUCAUAGUUCUCUGCUAGAGGAAUUUGCUAAAAUGAUCAUUGAUGUUGGUGAUUAUGAAAUGCAGGUGGCCAUUUCUGAGGCGCUCUGUCGGAUGACGCCAAAGAAACUAAGGGAGGAAUUGGUUGGCAAGUGGUUCAGCUACAGAAGCUUUGCUUCAACUUUCACAACAAUAAGGGUUAAAGAGUUUGAAACAGAUUGUAGGAUAUUUCUGAAUGAACUCAACAACUAUUUUGGGAGUUCAAGAAGUGUGUUUUCAUAUCCAUGCAUAAGGGCAUUUCUAGACACCACUGAGUUGUUUAAACCUGAGGAUGAACUUUUGCAGAAAUUCUGGGUAGACUUCAAUACUGGGACAUCUUGCAUUGGCUUCUAUGUAAAUGACCCACAAGAAACUCUUUGGGAACUUAUUCAUUUGCCUAAAGAAGCUGUCAGUUCAUACAACCUACAAGAAUGUGGGGAUCAGAAGAUCCUGAGUGUUCACAUGUCACUUCCUGUCUGUCAUGGAAAGACCACUGGGAAAAUGGUGCAGGUUACCUUUGACUCUAGGCAUGACAUUGAAACUGCUGUAAACAAAGUCUAUGCUGGAAGAGAUGAAUUGCAGCUGCUAGAGAUGAUAAAGCAUUCUGCAGGUCAGGAAGACUCAGGAAUUCCAACUACUCCGAUUGAAAUUAAACAGAUGUUCACCAGUCCUUCUAUCACAGACACUUCAGGAAGAGCCCAAGGUUACUUUGCUCUUCAGAGUGGGCCUGGGAAACUGCCAUUAUACAAAUAUAGGACAUUCCCAACAGAAGACAAAUAUUCUCGAAUAAAUGAUUCUGACACAGAGGAGACACAGGAUAAAGCUGCUGUUUUCAGUCAGUCUGCAUCCUCUAAUGGGUCUAUCAGUUCUGUUAAGUCCUUUCCAUCUGCAAAAUCAACACAAAAGAGGAAAAUUAGGAUGUUUCACUCUGAAAGUGACAGCUGUGUCUCACCUGGUGAGAGAGCUUUACUCAGACACAAACCUCAAUGUGACUACACCAGGAAAAAAAAACGGCUGAAGAGUAAACUCAGAGUUCUCCCACUUUCCUCACCAAGUAGCAAUGAAGAGAAGUACUUGAAGGAAUCAAUCCCUAAACACAAAUCAGAGAGCGAGAGGGGUGAAGGAAUGGAUGGGAAGCAGAAUCUGGAUCUUUCUGACCAACCCAAGGAGUCAAUUCAGGAUUCAAUGUUUCAAGACCAUACAUUUGAAGAUUCUGUUUUCACACAGGAGGAACCUGUUGGAUCUACUGAGAAGGACACUGUAGACAAAGAACCAUCUGUGCCUCCAAACAAAAGACUACUGGCAUCAGCAGAAUUGCAUGUGGGUCGUGAGGUUGAAAGUGAUGAGCAGCUCUCAUUCUCAACACUAAAACCAAGAAAACUAUUCAUCUCCCCCUCACUGGAGAGUGGUAAAGUGAUGGAAGAUGAAGAAUCUGAGGCAGAGUUGAGUUCUGGAGUCAUGGCUGCCUUUGAUUCCUUUAAAGCUCAGCUAAGUGAACACUUCUCUUUGAGGUAUAAGAAGACUGAAACAAAGUCAUUGAGAUCUUUGACUGAUUGCCAGGAAACUGUAUCCUCUUUGCUAAAAACAGUGCAUGAUCAAAGGCUUAUUCAUUUGGAAUGCUUCCAGAAUGCUGUAGUGCACCAGCUGGCUCAGCUAGAGCAGAACUGUCUUUCCCUAAAGAGCAUUGAGAGGGAGACGGUGGGUUUUUGGCAGUCAUUGUCUGAUACUGUGAGAGCAUUCUGCAAUAAGCAGCAAAAGAGGUUGGAUUCUCUAGAGUUAAAUAAAGAGGAGGUCCAAACCCACCAGAGGCAAGCAGAGGGAACAGAAACAAUGCCGAGCAUGGCACGAGGAGAACAUGCAGACUACACACAGAAAGGCCCUAGUCAGCCAUUGGGCUCAAACUCAGAACCUUCCUGCUGUGAAGUGACUGCACCACCAUGCCACCAAAUAUGGAAUUUCCCAGCAACCCUCCUAGUCACAUGAUAUCACUGGAAAGGCCAGGAUGCACUCUUUACAAGACACCAGGAUUCAAGUGAAUGGCUUGAAAGCGUAAGAGGGUGUGCACGUAAAACAAAUGUCAACUACAGAGGACACAAGUCUAUGGGUUGGUUCUCAGGAGGUUACCUCAACAUGAAUUUUGAAAUUGUUUGCAAUUAAUAGGGUUAAGAGGGUUUUUUUUUUAACCCGAGAUUUUCUUUUUCAUUUUGAGACUUGCUAUUAGUGAUGUAAUUACAAACAAUUAAAAUUCAGCAAUCAAAAGCAAUGGGAAAGCUAACCAAUUGGCAAUAUGCUAGGUUAGAUGCUUAUUCAGUCACCUACAAUGGUGCUUAAACAAGUGGUUUGCCAGUCAUCAAAUCUCAGCAAUGGCAUGUCUAGCAUGUCUGUUAAGACAUGAUAGGGUUUUUCAGGAGUGCAGGGUGGGGGGUUUUAAAUAAAUAAAUAUUUAAUUUUAAAUGGAGAGUGACAAGUGGCUAUUAAGUCACUUUCUUGUCCCAAGGCAUACAGUUGUGGUGACAAAUAGGUGCCAGGACACAUGGGUGGUGGGCAGAGGACACAUGCUCUUUCUCUCAGCUCACAGUUGCCUGGCUCUGUGGGGUGGCUUCAGGCCACUUUGUCUAGCUGAAGGAUAAACACUGCUGGUACCUGGCUCUGAUUGAUCUGAAACAUCAUUUAAAAUGAAGAAUUUAAGAAACUCCACAACCACGUAAUUUUUGGUGGUAAAUCUGACAAUUUUUUUCUUCACCUGGCUUAUGUUUUGUGAUGUAAGAUAUUGCAUCAUUAUUAUAUACAGUAUAGAUAUGCAUAUCAAAGCUAUAUACAUUAAAUAUUCAAAUAAGCUGGAUGUCAGUUGUUGACAGCAACAGUGUUGACUGCAGCAGUGAUUUCUUUCCAUACUACAUUUUCUGACUUAUUAUGGUGCUAUUUUUCAGGCUGUCACAUAGUUUCAUACAAUUGAACUUGCAACAUGAGAGCUUCUACUUUGAGGGUGGAGAAGUUUCUCUUCUUGGCUGUAUAAUGCCUUUCUGUGUCACAAAGUCUAGGGGCGUGGUCUCUAAACUGAGAAUAUUUAGAGGUGUGAUGUUUAAAUGAUGAGGGAUUUCAGCCGCCACAUUUAUCAACACUCAAUCAUUCUUAUGCUGUGAAUGGAACAAACAUUUUCAUGAAUUAAAAGUGAACCCUGCUGUACGGUGAUUUCUACACAAAAAUCUGUGCUGGUUUCUAUGUUGGAUUAUUAAAUUAGAGCCAGUCUGUUUUAACUAGUAACACAUAAAUUAUUGCUUUGUGUAUGUUGGAAAAAGUAACCCCUAUGCUAAUGACUUCAACAAAAGCUAAUUAGAGUCUAAUUACAGUUUUUCAAUUGCUUAAACACUAAAUCUUGGAGAGUUGACAAGAUAACCAUUGCUUUAAUUUAGUCCUUAAAAUUGACACUAUUCCCAGAAUUACAAACCCUUCUCCUGCCGUUACUGUCAUGUCGCAGACUGGUUGCACCAUUUAAGCAGAUCUUUAAACACAAAUCCCACUGCUGAAGCACAGUUCCUACCCUACAAUCACUCAGAAAACACUACCACUCUCUAAUGAACACAAUCUGUCACAACAUGAGCUUAAUUAGCACACACCUCUCUAAAUGAAAACUGUGUCAAAUUGCUUCACACUCUACGCUAAACUACUGACUGCAAAAAAUGUAGCCAUGUGUGGCUGGGUUGUUUUUGAUAAACCUAAAAAUGGAAACUAGACCGGGAGCCAGAAGAGGAUGAUCGCAAGCACAGACCAGAAGAACUGUAAUAUCAGAUGAUAUUGGUGCUACUAUGGCUGACCAUGCGUUUAUCCGUGGAUUGACCAUGAGAGAAGCUAGGCAACGAGUGCAUCUGAAUCUUAGUCACUACACAGUUGCUUCCAUAGUCUGUACCUUCAGAAUUGAGAGGGUAAAAGCACUUCUGUAUUUGCAGAUAUCUUGAUUACAGUAAAAUGUUCAUAUUGCCAGUACUGCAUAGAUGCUACACAAAAAAUUACACUGUGUAUAGAUCGUACACUUUUAUUCUACACUGUACAUUUGAUUGCAGCUCUCAGAGAUGCAUUGCUUUUUGUAAUAGAAUUGUCAGGCUGCCUUAUAGUGAAGGCAGACAACGCCUCUUGUCAGAUACAAAAGAAGAGGCAAUAGUGAAUAUGGUUGUGGCCAACAAAGUUAUUUGCUUACAGGAAAUUCAGAGCCAUCAAACAAUAUAAGCAAACAUUCUAAGGUAUAAAUCAAAUUAGCAUCUUUUACUAUUGACUGAAUGCCAUUCCAGGGUUUGGUAAAUUCAAAUUAGCUGUAUGGUGGUGAGGAUAUUUGUACAGGUUGUUUCUGAGUCGGCUAAAGCGCCAUGUUUGUCGUAUGUGCAUACGUGUCAAGUUAUGUGGUUUCCUCGUAUUUUGUACCGAAAAAUGCAUUUUUUUUUGCUAAUACAGCGUACGCUGAUUUUCAUAUGGGAAAAUGACGUUUUGUAUCAGAGAUUUUUUCCGUUACUCCAAGAAUUUUCUUAGCAUCCACCAUUUAUUUUUUCAAACACACAUGCCCAAUGAAACGGAACUAUUUUCGAUUUAUGUGGUUUUAUAGUUGCACAUGGUUUUCUCGGUCAUUUAAGUACAUCGGCUCAGACUGCCCAGACUUCUGUGACUGCUGCAGAAGUUAUGUUCUGCCAAUUUCUCGUGGAAUACAACAUCCCCCCCGACUGUGACAGACCAUUUUUCGCAGCUAGUGGAAAAAAAAAAGUUUUUCGAUUCAAAGACUGCACAGGCAAGCAUUUUUUUUUUUUUAGUAUUUUUUAAUAAAGUUUUUACUGUUUGCAUGUAGGAAAGCUUCCUCCAUUAUUAUGAUAAUUUAGGAAGGUGAUAUUGGGAGUCGCCGUUUAUACAAUGGCAACUGUAGUUACCCGGUGAUUUCUGGUUUCGCUUCCGUAAACAUUUUAAUUGCUGAUAGACAUUAUAUGUAGACACAGAUGAUCAACACUCGUUACUACCAUCAGUUAUCAGUAAACUGGAAAAGUAUUGAAUGAAGAGUAAUGGUGGUAAUGACUGUUGGUAACCUAUCUCUAAAAUGUGUAGUAGGGGAUGGAAGCAAUUUAACACCAUCUACUCUACAUGUUGGCUGUGCUCUGAUUUUCUUUUAUUGACCAGGAAAAUAAUAGAUGUAUAUUGGGGAAAGGUCUUCGAUGUAAAAACUGCUCUGGGUGUUGCCAGGUUUCCAAUGCUGAAACAACUUUUUACUGCUUUGCUGUGCCUCCCACAUAGCAAUGCAGAUAGUGAGAGGGCUUUUUCAUUAGUUAGGAAAAUUCAUAUUGAGUACAGAAAAAAUAUGGCUGCAGACACAUUAACUGCAUAUCUGCAAAUUAAAAUGAACUGUGAUGAGGAGCUACAAUUGCUACCCAAGCAGUGAUGAUAUAGCUAGUGCCAAAUCUGCAACAUCUUUGUACAACAAAGAACACUCCAAAAAGGAAUAAGAUUUAAAUUCUUGUUAUAAAUUACUGGGAAGA